Messenger RNA from Penaeus chinensis, 3037 nucleotides. RefSeq names its product protein AAR2 homolog. Bases 110 to 1342 code for a protein of 410 amino acids. Lineage: Eukaryota; Metazoa; Arthropoda; Malacostraca; Decapoda; Penaeidae. Gene Ontology annotation, biological process: spliceosomal tri-snRNP complex assembly. The transcript has 7 exons. The record is from RefSeq and is a predicted model, not a curated record.
CGAUCCCGUAAAAACGUUAGUAAACAAGAAAACAACAGAAAACGUUUAAACAUCAACACAGCGUGAGAGUGGAAACAUUUAGGUGUUAUUCAGUAGGCACAGAGCAACUAUGGACCAACAGACAGCAAGGCUCAUGUUUGAGGAAGGCGGCACGCUCGUCCUCCUCGGAAUGCCUUAUGGGACAGAAUUUGGCAUUGACAUGAACUCGUGGAAUAUUGCAGAGAAAUUCAAGGGCGUGAAGAUGAUACCGCCGGGUUUACAUUUUAUCUAUUACAGUGCUGUGAACCGCGAGGGAGACACAGCACCAAGAACAGGUUUCUUCCAUGUGUUCAAGCAGAGGGAGGUCUUAGUCAGGCAUUACGACCCAGCCACUGAGGAUCUCAAGCCAGCAGACACCGAUGAGGAAGAGGCAGCCAGAAUCCGCUCCAACCUGCGCAAUCUCGACCGCAACCUCGGUGCUUACCCCAUAGAAUCGUGGAAGAAGUGGGUUUCUCUGUCCCAGCAUGUCAGUCCAGCAGAAUUAUAUAGGAUGGAGCCCAUCUCUGGCAAGAUCUGCUCCGUGCCCGAAUUAAUCCAUCAGAUCAGUCCAUCCGAGGAAGAGGACAUGGCUACCUCCCCCUCGACCUCCGGCAAGUCCUCUGCAGGAGUAUUUAGCAACCAUUCCUACCUAAAGGACCCCGACAAGGGGACCCAAAGCCUGGGGCAGGACGACAAGAUCGUUCAGAUAACAGAGUACAGUGACUCAGCUGAAACGGAAGGUUCGGCCCCUAAGAAAAAGUUGCCCGCUCUUCCCAACAUGGUACAGAAGCCAGGUACUGAGAUGCGUUUCAGUAAGUUCCCAGCACGACCAUAUCGCGAGGGGGCAACGCCCAGUGAGAUAACACGAUACAGCCUUGACUCUUCUUAUACCAUUGGUCAGAUGGUUGAGGGUAUUGAGAAGCCAGAGAGUCUGCUCGCGGAAUUGCAACUGGCUUUCGUCUGCUUCCUCGUUGGCCAAGUGUGGGAAGGCUGGGAACACUGGCGCAAGUUAGUGCUGGCACUGUGUAGUGCAGAGGAAUUCAUUUGCCAGAACCCAGCCUUGUAUGAGAAGUUCCUCUCUGCACUUCACUUUCAGGUUCAUGAGGUACCUGAAGAUCUCUUUGUCGACAUAGUAGAAAGCAACAACUUUCUGGCAUCGGCAUUGACAUCUCUGUUCGCAAACGUCAGCGACAACAGCGAGAGCCUCCCAGCCUCCUUAGUGACAAAGGCUCGCAAGUUUAAGACUCAUAUCUCGAACAAAUUCAAGUGGAAUCUUACAAUCGAAGAUGAUGGGGAAGAUGCACCUGUUGUUGUUGAGAUGUGAAUGUUAUUGCAAUUAUACUACAUUCUGUUUUGUAUAUGUGUUCCUAAUGUAGGAAUAAAGGAAUGAUAAUCUAAGAUCUUGUUAAUGAUUUUGGAGCUCCUGUAAUAGUACAGCUGACUAACUGAUGUUUUUAUCAAGACAAUUCUAGAUUAUAAUCCUUAUCAUAAGUCUAGAUCAUAUUAAUGUGGAUAUGGCAUGCAACGAUAGGAAUGCCUGCUUUAUGUGAUAAUUUGAUAUUCAUUUCAAAAAGGAAUACCAAAUGUUCUUACUGGUCUUUUCUGAUCUUCUUUUCAUAAAGAUUCAUAAACCAGUAUAACUCGAGGAAAAUCUAGCAACUGUAAUACAACCAUAAAUAAUAAUUUCAAAAUUAUUUAACAAUUCAAUUUCAAAUAUAUGCCAGGUUUUACAAGAGAAGGAAGAAACAGGUUAAAAGUAUAUCAAGGGUAGUAAAAGUCAUUUUUUCACUCCAGUACUCAUUGUUCAGUAAAAGAAUAAAAAUAAAAGGAAUUUCUUUUCAAAAGUAUCACAAGAGAAACUGCAAAUACAUUAAUGCAUAAAUAAAACCAGUUAAGAAUACCUUGGCCUAUGGUCAAUAUAUGUCAUAAGUGCAGACUACUAUUAACAGAUAAUACAUAUGUUGCUGAAGGUGUUAAAUACCAUAUAUAUUCACAUCAAAUACAAUACCUCUAUAAUUUAAUUUUCCCUUUUUAAAAAUAAAUAAUAAUAAUAAUAAUAAUAAAAGGUAUAUAACGUAAAUAAAUUUAAUGAAUGUUACAUAAUUCUUUUUUUAUUACAGUACAUGAAGUAAGAAAGAAACACAUUUGACGUUUCAUUUAUUGUUCAGUGUUAUCAUCAAACUAUUCAAAUCACCUUUGUUUAAAUCAGACCUUGCCUAACAUUUUUUAAUUCUUAUAUUUGGUAUUUCAUUAGCCAGAAAAAAAAAAUCAAAUAGAACGUAACACUUAAACAUUUUUAUUCACAAUGACAGUACCCUUCUUAUCAAAUACUUUAUAAAAUCUGUAUCAUCCCACACCUGCAAAAUUAUGACAUGAUAUUAUGCUGCAUCUGAUCAAGAAGAAUCAAAUAAAAAAUAUAUAUAUUUGUGCACAGGUCAAGAAAAGGGAGUAAAGUGCUAUCACUCAAAACAACAUAUUUGGUGCAGUGCAAUAUAUACUUAACCUAUGGAAUAUUACUUGAGACUAGGUAAAAGUCUCCUUCUCAUUCAAGGGUACAACCUAAUUUAAGUCAUAUAAAGUUUAUAAAUAAUUUGAAUAUUCUAUGGAGUUUAUAUAGGUCACAAAUAAAUAUUUUUAAGGCAAAGAAAAAGAGGAUGUUCCUUGUAAUGAAAAAUAAAUAAGUAAUCAGUAAUAAUAACUGUAUAAAAACCUUUAGAAUAUUUGACAGUUUAAAAGAAAAAAAAAAAAAUCCUCUUCAUUACAAUUAAAAUUUAUAUUUCUUAAGGCACUCUUUCAUAGCCCCCCCAAAAAAAAUCCAUAGCAAAGAGACACGUUUAUAUAUAUGCAUGUUGAGAUCAUGAGUGACAAAUAUGAAAUAAAGAGGGUUGUCACAUAACUAAUAAGAAAUAACUUGUGGACGAUAUCAUUACAUCUCUAAGAAUCUGAUUUAGUCGAGUUACCUCCUAUCGUAAAAAAAAUGUAGUGAAGAGAAACCUGCCAUUAAAACAACAAAAGGAUA